Messenger RNA from Epinephelus lanceolatus (giant grouper), 6096 nucleotides. RefSeq names its product carboxyl-terminal PDZ ligand of neuronal nitric oxide synthase protein-like. Gene Ontology annotation, molecular function: nitric-oxide synthase binding. NCBI's taxonomy places the organism in Eukaryota, Metazoa, Chordata, Actinopteri, Perciformes, Serranidae. The record is from RefSeq and is a predicted model, not a curated record.
GUCAGGAAAACACAUCUGUCCCCGCGCAUGUCGCUGUUUGUGGUGGCCUGCAUGUGUUUGUAAAGCUGUUCCGGUGAACAUUAGCAGAGCAGCGGAGUGCCGGAGCGCCGGUGAAGUAGUUGCCCUACACUUGGCCGCUGUUGAGUGCGGUGUGAGCAGCGGUGAAACGCCGGGACGGUUCGCUGCGAUGGAGAACAUGAACUAACCGGAUUUGAAAUUCUUUUUUCUCUUGGAUUACCUCCUGUUAAACCGGCCCGGUUCGUUUUUUGUUGGUAUUGUAUCGGUUCCUGUCGUAGUGUGGAGUAGUGAACACUUGGAAAAUGCCUGCUAAGACCAAGUACAACCUCGUUGAUGAUGGGCAUGAUUUGAGGAUCCCGUUGCACAACGAGGAAGCAUUCCAGCAUGGGAUCAACUUCGAGGCAAAGUACAUCGGCAGUCUGGAUGUGACGCGGCCGAGCAGUCGAGUUGAGAUCGUGGCUGCGAUGCGAAGAAUACGGUAUGAGUUCAAGGUGAAAAACAUCAAGAAGAAAAAAGUCAACAUUGUGGUGUCGGUAGACGGCGUGAAAGUUGCCUUGAGGAAAAAGAAAAAAAAAAAGGAGUGGACGUGGGAUGAGAGCAAGAUGAUGGUGAUGCAGGAUCCCAUUUACAGGAUAUUCUAUGUGUCUCAUGACUCCCAGGAUCUGAAGAUUUUCAGCUACAUCGCUAGAGACGGACAGAGUAAUGUCUUCCGCUGCAAUGUCUUCAAGUCCAAAAAGAAGAGUCAGGCCAUGCGGAUUGUUCGGACAGUCGGCCAGGCGUUCGAGGUUUGUCAUAAACUGAGUCUGCAGCACACGCAGCAGAAUGCAGAUGGACAGGAGGACAGCCACAGCGAAAAGAACGGCAACAGCUCCUCUGUCUCAGGCGUGCGUGCUUAUCCACCUGUAUGUGUGUGUACUUUCCUCGGCUCAGCUCGGGAACUAACAGGCGCAGAGAAGACGGCGACUGUCACAGAGGAGACGGAUAUCGAUGCGGAGGAGACGAGCCAGGUGUCAGCAGCAGAGGAGUUAAACCUCAAUAGAGGGGUGACUGAUCUGGACGCCACAGCCAAGGCACCUGAGCUGAACCAAUCGGAGAGCAAGGCUUCAGAGGAGGCCUCUCUGCUGAUGUCCAGCCCCAGGAUGCUGCUCCCUGCAUCGGGCACACUGCCACCAGGUGCCCCCCUGUCUGUCCACCACCAGAUCCAGCUGCUCCAACAGCAGCUCCAGCAGCAACAGCAGCAGACACAAGUGGCUGUGGCACAGGUCCACCUGUUGAAGGACCAGCUGAGCGCGGAGGCCACAGCUCGGCUGGAGGCCCAGGCUCGAGUCCACCAGCUGUUGCUGCAGAACAAAGACCUGCUGCAGCACAUCUCCCUGCUGGUUAAACAGAUCCAGGAGCUGGAGACCAAGAUGUCUGGACCAAACUCAAUGGGAUCUCAGGACAGUCUGUUGGAGAUCACCUUCCGGUCUACAGUACCUCCAGUGAUCUGCGACCCCACAACGCCCAAACCUGAUGUGUCCGCCCUCAACCUGCCUGCACUGGGCUCCACUGACGGGACCGGCAACGCCUUCUCAUCUUCCAACGGGACUCUGGGAAGCCCCCUAGUUGAUCAAAGUAUGUUUGAGAACUCAGUUGCCCAGCAGCAGAGUCCUCAGACCUCCAGGCCGGGCCAGUCCUCGUCCCGACGCACCCCGGCAUCACCUAAUCAUAACCUGGGGUCCAGCUCCAUCGACUCUCCAUCCUCCGGAGGCCAACAGAGGCUUAAAAAUGCCUUUAAUCUCGGCAAAGCUGUCGGUGCAAGGGUCAAUGACUUGUUAAGAAGGAAGGAGCCCAGCCACCUCGGGGACAUCGGGGUCACUGAGGUCAACAAAAACGUUGAUGCUGUUUGGAGCUGUAUGGACCAACUCAACCAGACCACUGCAAACAGUCACAUCUCCUCUUUUGACUCCUUCCCUCGGCUGGACCCACCACCCCCAACAGGGAAGAAACGCCUCCCUCGGGCUCUGAAGACCACCCAGGACAUGAUGAUCUCGUCCGACCCCGUUGUCUCCUCUCCUGACCCAGCUGACUCAUCCUCCUUCCUCUCUUCUCCUGACAAGAUGCCCCUGAUCGCUAAGGAGGAGCUGAGGAACAGUGAGGAGCAGCAGCAGCAGGGCGAGAAGGAGGAAGAGCGGUCAGAGGAAAUCACAUUGCCGCCAAGCCCAGCAGAGAAGAAAGUUGUUUCUGAUUGGGAGAUGACAGGAAGCAAUGGCAAAGUCGAUGGAGUCACAGGUGGAGAAGAUGAUGAUGUGGAAAACGGGAGCACCAAAGGAGGCGAAGAGGAAUGUCAGCCCCAGCUGCAGCUCUCCGUGCCAGACCUCAUCAACAAAGAUCCCCCCUUGCUGGAGCCCAGGGCUAAGCCCUGCGACGUCUGGCAGAAGGCAUCAGGACCGGACUCCCGGCUGGCCUCCACCCCAUGCUCAGGAAAAACUACCUGCCGCAUCAGCCUGGGUGAGGAGGCUCUGCUGGGGAACGGCACUCCCUGCAGUAAAGGCACCGGAGUGAGCGCUGAAGACUCAGAGUCCCACCCGGACCUGCUGUCAUUUGAAUAAAGACCAGAGGGGUCAGAUACCACUUCAGUUUGUCUCCAGGAGUUUGGAACUUUUGCUCUUAGAGGUAAUUCAAACAGACUAAUGACAAGUACUGCAGAUCAAAUAUUCACUGCCACUUUGAAAUAUAUAACUCUCCCUGCUCCAGGGUUUGCUUUAGGAAAAGGGAACAAGGGCUUCCAGGAAUCAGGGCAGGGGCCAGAGCUGAUGCUUUUAGACUUUUUAGCAACUUUUCUUGAGUUUAAAUGUCAUGGUGAUACAAUCUGGCCCUCCAACAUGGCUGACGGACACCACCACCUUCUUCCUAAUGAUUUGAACACAAAGCUGACCAGCACCAGAUGAUGAAUAAGGAGCAAGAGAGAAAAUGUGUAGGAGCUGAGGGUUCAUUACGGUGCAGACAGAAUUCCAAUUUUAUUAUUUAGGAAUGCAAUAAUACCUGAUAAUGUAACAAUGAAUGUAACUGAUAAAAUGAAAUAUCCCUUUAAAAGGGCUGAAAAUGUAAAAUCCUGACAAUGGCGAGCGUAAAGACAACUUUAUACUGAUGUCAUUUAUUCCUGAAAGUAAAACAUUAUUAAUGUACAUCUUUUAGAAAUGUAUGGGUGAUACUUAUCAGCAUUAAGUUAUAUUAUCAAGCCAUUCAUUUCAAGAACCCUUUUGUCGACAUUUUUAAAACCAUUUAAAGGGACUUCUAUUUCACAAUGGUCACACUGUAAGUCUCAUAUUGUACAAAAGCUGCUACAAUGAAACCAAUUACAAACUGCAUAUAUAUGAGUUAUAUAGCAAUAUCAUUUACACUCAGUAUAAUUAGAAUAAUAACGUUUUUGGAGAAUUUUCAUCAGCCUAAUAGUAUUUCCAGCACAGAAUAUUCUUGAAAACUGAAGGCAGACUCAGGAGGAGAGGAGGGAAACAGGAGGAAGAAGCUGAACGAAUGCGGAUGUGUUAGAGAUGGAAAGGUUUGGGGGAGAGUUUACAUUCAGUUCAGUCAGCAUAAAAUGCCUCGCAGCAGUUUCUGCCAGAGUUUGUCAGGACUGGAAGGCUUUUGACCUGUAGCUUCAUUCAUAUUAAUUCAUUUCUGCCCCCUUUUAGGUGCAGUGGGAGUUUUAGAAAGAGUCCUCUCCUACACUGCCCUUUGGCACAGACUCUGACCCUGAAUGUGACAUUUGUAAAGUUAUCAGCAUGUAAGGACACUGAUCAGCAUCCCCAUCAAUAGGUAGCAUUUCUUUUGGUUUAGAUUAAAAAAGAAAGAAAGAAAGAAAAAGAUGAAAAAGGAAACCUGGGAUUGCUUGCUCAUUUAUUUUAAAUAUUAAAAACACCCCAGAAAUUGUUGAAAUUAAAAUAUAAAUACACAGAGCAAAGUCAGUGUAAACUUCUUUUCUUUUUUUAAAAAAUUCAAGUACACAAGUACAUUCUGAACCGUCUCCACAGUUCAGAGUUACCUCCUGGCAGCAGCAAGAAACAGAGUGCCAGGGCCUAAAGUCCAUGUGGAAAAACAUAUGCUAAUUCUAAUUUAAAAAAAAAAAAAUCUGAUUAUAGAUAUUGUGAUUUUUUUUCCUUUGGCUCUGUGCUCCAGUGAUAAUGAGCUUGUGUUGUGAGCAAAUACUAGUAGAAACUAGAAAAUAAAUUGAGCAAUUUGUGGAACCACAUUCAGUAUUUACAUGAACGUAUCUCUGGUCUGGAAUGAGAACGGCUCCCAUGCUUCCUCUGUGCUGACAAAAAGUGUCUUCUUAGCUGGCUGAACUGAAAGUAGAUUCUUAUUACCCCCUUAAAAAAACCUGACAGCGAGUCGGAUGAAAGGAUGGAUGGGCGGACGGGCGGCAAGUGGAGGGCGGGCUGCUAAAAAGUUAUGUUUGAGCAGAAGACAGAGAGGAUAAUGAGCUGUCAACAGGGAGAGAUGAAAGUGGUGUAUUCUAUUCAAGCAGAUCAUUAAGUGACAGACCAAAGACAGAAAUUAGCGGCUCAGUCAGACAGGUUGUUUUUGUCAUAUUGUUUUUAGCGAGCUAUCAGAGUGAAAAGAGAAGCAAUAAUACAUACAGAUUUUUUCCUCCUUUAUUUUCGCUUCAUCUAUUAAUGAAAACCAAAGUCAGAGCAUUUUGAAAAUUUUGAUAACAAUUCACAUGCAUGUUUUAGAUCUUCUGACUUUUCUGACUCACCGCAGAGAGACUGUGUCAGAUGAGCUGACAAUAACAGAAAAUAACCCACUGUUGAAUCAGACAGUCAGCGUCAACCUUACCCAUGUGUCGCUGCAGGAGGAGCAGAACCAAGCUGCGAGGGCUGUUUUAUCACAAUCAAAGUGGAAAUCUGUGUUUUUAUAACACUAUAAUCUGAGCAUCUGUUCCUCACAUCUGUGGCACUGGGUUAAAAUUCACUUUAGACACACAUGGAAAGCAAGCUCCAGAUCCCCACCCUACAAAUAACCCGUCUUUCUGUGAGGUUCCUGAAGUGGCCUCUGUAAGUGUCCACUGUGUCCUUGCAGGGAUUUCCCGACUUCAAGACAGAGAAAAAAAACUUCCCAGAAAACACUGAGACGGACACAGAGCCAGCUGUAGUUGCGGUCAGGUCGUGCCCAUGAGAAUGAGAGGAAUGCGGAGCUGGACUUAGAGAAAGAAAGCUUUGUCUCUCUGUCUGUCCCCGUCUCUCUGACUUUGUCUCAUAUAAAAGCGUCCCCAUUUAUUUUAAAGCUGUAACAAAACAGCAGGUGUCCCCCACAUGCCAAACCAAAUUACAAAAAUAGUUUUCCCAAUUAGUUUUAUCCAGCAUUCAUCAGAUCAGAGUCGAUUUUUUUCUUUUACUUUAAGUUUUUAACUAAAAGCAACAGUUUGUGGAAACACAUGCUGAGUUUUUCACGUGUUUGCGUGCUGUGAGGAACAGAAACAAAAUGUAUCUCCACUGUGCUGGGGUUGCAGAUGUUUCAGUAAUCUCCAGAACCAAAGCAUUUACAUUGCUAGAUAAAACAUAAGUGGGAAAAUGUUUUAAUUUUGGUCAAAGUGACAGUUUAAAAUCAGGGCAAGAGUGGAAACAUGUUGUGAAAGUAAAUGAGUCAAAGCAACAAGAAGCAAAGACCUGAUCUAGAUUAUCUGAUAAUCACCACAACUUAAUCAAUCACCCAUAUUAAUGAUAGGACAAAGUAUUUGUACAUGUUUUGUUGCUUCGACGUUUUAUUAGUUUUGAUUUAAUUGAUCUUGAGUAUUUUAAAGCCCCUGAAAGCCUGGUUUCAAAUUCUUUUUGUUCUUACUCAUAAUAUAAUAUCAAUAACUAAAUGUGCAGCAAUCACUGUUAAAGUUUGGGGAAGGAAAAUCUUUAUUAAGAGUUAAACACAAACUCUGUGGCUGAGGUUUGAUCACAUUUGAUUGACAGUGCUCGCAAUAUAAGCAAAAAAAAAAAAAAAUUGUCAUUACAUUUUGAUUAAAAUUGCUAAUCCCUGAUUGGUGCAUGGAAAUAUGUGACAAUAAUUAUUUUCAACCGAGCUCACUUUAAACCAGUGACUAACAAA